AUGGAUAUUGCUCAGUUGCUCCUAUUCGCGUCCCUUCUUCUCCCGCUUCACGCGUCAGCGGCGAAACAUCAGAGUUCAAAUUCCGGCAGUGGCGACACCAUCGUCUUCACCACUUUAGGACGAUCGCACUACGAGUUUGACAUAUUCGCCCUCUCCACGAGACAUCCGCCAUCGAUUUCGAGAGAGCUCCGGAUCACAGAUGGAGAAUCCGUAAAUUUCAACGGCUAUUUUCCAUCUCCUUCUCCGGCGCUCAUCUCUCUCCUUCCCGACGAAACCUUAAUACAGCCUGAGCCGGAAGAUUCGUCUCCUCUGCAUCUCAUCUACGUCACCGAGAGAAACGGUACCUCUAGCAUCUACUACGAUCUGAUUUACGGCGGCGAUUCUGAUUCCAAAAGGAAUCGACGAGCGAUUUUAGAAGCACCAUCUCGAAUCCCGGUUCCGUUGUUAUCAAACGCUGUUCAUCGGAGUGUCACGACCGUAAAUUCGUUUAAAGAUAAGCCAAGUUUGAGUGGUGAGUUUCUCGUUUACGUGUCAACGCACGAGAACUCAGGUGAGCCGAGGACGAGCUGGACCGCUGUUUACUCCACCGAGUUAAGAACUGGGUCAACUCGACGGCUGACACCGAGUGGAGUCGCCGAUUUCAGCCCUGCGGUGUCGCCUUCCGGAAAUUGGACUGCGGUGGCUUCGUACGGAGAGAGAGGCUGGACAGGGGAGGUUGAAGAGCUUAGUACGGACAUCUACGUAUUCUCGACUCGGGAUGGGACUCACCGGGUAAAGGUGGUGGAGCACGGUGGUUGGCCGUGUUGGGUUGAUGACUGGACUCUGUAUUUCCACAGAAGGAGCGACGACGGUUGGAUAAGUGUGUACCGAGCGAUCUUACCUGAAAACGGAGCGUUGACUAUAGAGUCAGUGAUAGUUCAGCGAGUCACACCACCGGGCGUUCACGCUUUCACACCGGCCACCUCACCCAACAACCACGAUUUCAUAGCGGUGGCGACGAGGAGGCCAGGCAACGAUUACCGCCACGUGGAGCUGUUCGAUCUCAAGAAGAGAGAGUUUAUCGAGUUGACUCGUUUAGUGGCGCCCAAGAGUCACCAUUUGAACCCUUUCCUCUCCCCUGAUUCGUCCCGAGUCGGUUACCAUAGUUGCAGAGGUCAGGCUAAUGGAAGGAGAAGUCCUCUGCUUCUCCUCGAGAACAUCCAAACGACAACAACGGAUCUCUCUCUCUUCAGAAUCGACGGUUCGUUUCCUUCAUUCUCUCCGUCAGGUGAUAGAAUCGCAUACGUGAAAAUGCCCGGUGUGUACGUGGUGAGGCCGGAUGGUUCGGGCCGGCGUGAAGUGUACAACGGGAUGGCGUUUUCGACAGCUUGGGAUCCGGUUCGACCAGGAACAGUGUACUCUAGCUCAGGUCCAACGUUCGCUACAGAGAGGACAGAGGUUGAUAUCAUCUCCAUUGACGUCGACGCAGCAGACACGUCAUCUUCCGUGAGAAGGCUAACCACAAACGGGAAGAACAAUGCUUUCCCAUGGCCAUCUCCUGACGGGAAACGAAUCGUGUUUCGUUCGGGUCGGACCGGUCAUAAAAACCUCUACUUAAUGGAUGCUGAGAUAGGCGAAACCGGCGGUCUAUGGAGGCUAACCGAAGGUGCGUGGACCGACACGAUGUGCAGCUGGUCACCUGAUGGAGAAUGGAUCGCGUUUGCAUCAGAUCGAGAAAGCCCUGGCUCGGGUAGCUUCGAGCUGUUCUUGAUCCACCCGAACGGAACAGGGUUGAGAAAACUGAUCCAGAGUGGCUCCGGUGGGAGAACUAACCACCCGAUCUUUAGCCCGGACAGUAAAAGCAUAGUGUUCACAUCUGAUUACGCUGGGAUCUCAGCGGAACCGAUUUCGAACCCGCAUCAUUACCAGCCGUAUGGUGAUAUCUUCACGGUGAAAUUGGAUGGCUCUAAUUUGAGGAGGCUGACGCAUAACUCGUAUGAAGAUGGGACACCCGCAUGGGCUCCUCGGUUCAUCAGUCCUAGUGACGUGGUGUUGCGCAGGAAGAAGAACGAUUCGAGUUGCUCCUUCGAUGACUGUCACUGGCUCAACAAGAACCCCACACUAAAAAGCCAAAAAAUAUCAUGUUAA
Messenger RNA from Thlaspi arvense, 2127 nucleotides. The record is from the annotation of a GenBank genome assembly. Lineage: Eukaryota; Viridiplantae; Streptophyta; Magnoliopsida; Brassicales; Brassicaceae.